AAAAUAAAGUAAGUUGUUAGGUUGUGCUAAUUUUUGGCGCGGUGGACUACUAAAUUCUUGGAAAUAAAUGCAAUUUAUUUGUGUUAAUAGCGUGUAAUUCAAAAUGGAUUAACAAUAUUAUAAACAUGUAAACAGUUAUCAUGUACGUGGUGUGAUUAUUUUGUCAAAGUUUAACAUUGGUGGUGAAAUAGCGACCAUUUUGAACAGUUUUAUUUAAAAUAAGACAUGUAGUUAAAUGAAUUAUGAACGGUGAAACCCCUAGUGUCCCUAUUACGACCUUGGCUGGAGUGUCAAGUUUGACAGAUUUGCUUCCGCAACUCCCUUUGCCCACACCGUUGCCCCAGACAGUUCAAAACAAAUCCCUGUUGUUUAGCCUUAAAAUAACGGAGGAUGCUCGACAGCUUCUGGCUUCAUCUGAUGAAAGUUUGGGUAAUCAGCUUGCCCAUGCUUUGAGACAGACACAUACAAAUCAGAUAGAGCUGAAAGAUUCUUUGAGCACUAACACAGUUGAAGGCUAUAUUCCUAAUUUACUCCAAACUGUGAUGCGUAAAGAUCCUCAUAUUUUUCAAGGCAAUGCACAUUUAGAUGGUAAAUAUUUUGUCAGUCCCAAUCAAUUAGGAAACAACUAUCAACAACAUGGUAUGAACUACAAUAAUAACAUUGGCAUUUUACCACCACAUCCCCAACAGUAUAAUCAUUAUUUUCAAGAAGGUCCAAGAAUCUCCAAACCUCUUUCUCUUCAUGGAUCUACACAUAAUAACACUGAUCAGAGUGGUUUAUCAAUUCAACCAACCCCACAGUCUCCUCGACGUCAGCCUAAUUUAUAUGCUUCCCCAAACAACAGUCCUUAUCCUGCAGCAAGUGCUGGUGUUGGUCACAAAGGAAACUCUGGGAUACUACAUAACUGUCAGCCCAAUGCAGUGGCCAGUCCAGCUCAAGCAACAGCUGCUGAAAGGAUCAUGCAAUAUCCCUAUGUACAAAAGGCUUCUCCUGUUUUAUCUCAAAAUCCUCCAGAUCCUUCACGCCAAAAUAGACGGUCUCGAAAUCCCCCUACAGUGGCAUCUAAUAGCAUUGAUCAACAUGUCUUAAAAACUCAGGAACAUGUACAGAAAUCAGAUGUUUUGCCAAACAGGACUAAUAUUGAUUUAAUGUCAAUACGUUCUGAGCCUGUGAUUAUGUUAAAAAAUAUUGGUGACCAAAUUAACACAAAUAUUAGUAGACUGCCUUUACCCCCUCACCUUUCAAGUUCAUCUCAAAAAUCGAAAGUAACAGAAACAAAAAAUAAGAAUGAACCAGUUGUUAUGCUUGAAAUGUUAGAUCCUUCAACCUUAAAGUCAAUACAGAAAGGAGGCUCUGUUAAAACUGACUGUGAUAGUGAAUCCAAAAAGAGAAAAAGAGAAGAAACAAAUUACAAUAUCUCUAGGUCUGCUGGACCAGGAGACAUAUCUUUUCAAGCUACUAGAAACAGGCGUAGUGAUGAUACUUACAAGAAUAGGGCAGCCAAGAGAAGGAGAAAUUCUGUGGAAAGUGAUGAUGCAUCCUCAUUGUCUGAAUUUGUUGAAGUUGAGGAAGAUGAGGACACAUACAAUGCUCGAAUGAAGAAGAGAGAAAAGCAGAGUAAAAAGCGAUUGUUACAGCCAGUGGUCAGUUUAGAAGAUCUGAUGGAUAGUCAUAUGUUUAAAAGAUUCAAUAGCUGUGUAGAUAUUGUUUUGGACAGUGCAGAGGAUGCUAACUUUGCAAGCCUAGAUAAAGACAAUGAUGAUGUAGAAUGCCCUCCAGAAUCUUUAAUUUCAAGAGGUGUUCUAGGAGAUUUGUGUGGAGAAGCUGCACAAUUAAAAGCAAUGAAUGCUUUAGGCCAGAUACCAGCUGAGCGCUUGGUGAAACUGCUGACUAUUUUGCUUUGGAAUGUUCGAGAUGGAUGUAAAGUAACACCCAAUAUAAAUCAGGAAGAUGAUGAAGAUGAAUCGAAAUUAUGGAGGGAACUCACAAUGGAAAGAGUCAUGCGCAGCAUGGAUGCCUCUCUUACUGCUCUUACCAUUAUGACUGGUCGAAAUAUGCCUAAGCAAGUAUAUUUAGAAGAUGUAAUAGAAAGGAUAAUUCUGUUUGCUAAAUUCCAGCUGCACAACACCAUCUACCCUGAAUUUGAUCCUGUAUAUAAAAUAGAUCCAAAGUCUAAAGAUGGAUACCAAGGUAGUUUAAAAGCAAAAAGAGCUCGAGCAAGUUCUGUUAAGCACAAAUCAACAAUUUCUCUUUACAACAAAAUGACUGAUCUUGUCAGUGCAUUAGCAACACUACUUGAAAUACAACAGUUGACAGACACUGUUAUUUUACAGGUUUCUUCACUUGGUGUUUCCACUUUCUUUGUUGAGAAUAUCAGUGAACUUCAACUGAAUUCAAUAAAACUUAUUACAACAGUAUUUUCUCGAUAUUCUAAGCAUAGGCAGCUUAUUUUAGAAGACAUUUUUGCAAGUUUAGCUAGACUUCCAUCAAGCAAAAGAAAUCUCAGAAAUUAUAGACUAAAUUCUGAUGAAUCUAUACAAAUGGUAACAGCAUUGGCUUUGCAAUUAAUUCAGUGUGUUGUAAAAUUACCUGAUUUGGAAGAAACAGAGGGCACUGAACAAGAUAAAAAUAAAAAAGUCAAAGGAACUAGUCCAGAAGAGGCUGCUGCAGCUAAGAGUGAUAAUGAUGUUCUGAUUGUCACAUCUUACGAGACUGCAAUGAGAACUGGUUAUAAUUUCUUGUCAGUUUUUCUUAAAAAAUGUACAACUAAAGGAGAAGAAGACUAUCGUCCACUUUUUGAAAAUUUUGUACAAGAUUUGUUGACAACUGUAAAUAAACCUGAAUGGCCUGCUUCUGAACUACUUCUUAGUCUUUUGGGAAGAAUUCUGGUGCAGCAGUUUAGCAGUAAAGCAACUGAUAUGUCACUCCGAGUUGCUUCUUUGGAAUACUUAGGCAUUGUAGCAGCUAGGUUAAGAAAAGAUGCUAUUACUAGUCAAUUAAAUCAAGAUGUUAUGACUGAUAUUGUUCAGAAGGUCAGUGAAGAAGAUGAUGAUGAUUUAUCUGCAUCUAGUAAAAAUAAAAAAAAUGAGGUAAAAAUAUUACCAGACAUUACAGAAAGACUUCAGAAAGCGAUGUUAGAAUAUCUAGCAUAUAAUUCACUUAGUGAAUCAUCCCUUCUUUUUGCUCGUCAAUUUUAUAUAGCACAAUGGUUUCGUGAUACUACUGUAGAAGCAGAAAAAACACUUAAAGCUCAGCUUAACACUUCUGGAGAAGAACAGGAUGAAGAUUUUAAUGAGACGAAAGAAGAAACAUCAACAGAGAUAAUGCAAAAUGCAGAAAAGCGAAAAGCUUUUUUAUGUUCCCAAAUCUCUUAUGGUGGCAAACCUCUUGCUAAUUUAAAGCAAGCAGGAGCCAAAUUAAACUAUGAAAAUGCUUGUUUGGUUGCAAGAUACUUGUCAUCUAAGCGUCCGUUUGCUCAAAGCUUCGAUAUCUAUCUAACACAGAUUCUUAAGGUUUUGUGUGAAACAGCUGUAGCAGUGAGAACAAAAGCCAUGAAAUGCCUUACUGCAGUAGUUGAAGCUGAUCCAGGAAUACUAGCCAGGGCUGACAUGCAGCGUGGAGUACAUGGCCGAUUUCUGGAUCAGUCCACCUCUGUUAGAGAAGCUGCAAUUGAACUGGUUGGAAAGUUUAUUCUCAUUCAGCCAGAUCUCAUUCCUAAUUACUAUGAUAUGCUGUCUGACAGAAUUUUGGAUACUGGAAUAAGUGUGAGAAAAAGGGUAAUACGUAUCUUCAAAGAUAUUUGUAUUGAACAUAGUGACUUUCCCAAAAUCCCAGAAAUGUGUGUGAAGAUGAUAAGAAGAGUAAAUGAUGAAGAAGGCAUCAAGAAACUGGUCAAUGAAGUCUUUCAAGCAAUGUGGUUUACUCCAGUAGGAUCUCGAGAAAAAGAUUCAGAAAAACUUGUACAAAAAGUAAUGAAUAUAACUGAUGUUGUUGCAGCAGCAAAAGAUACAAGUUAUGAAUUCUUUGAGCAGUUGUUAGAAAAUCUUUUAAAAAAGGAUGAAGAGGGCAAUUAUAAUAAAGCUGCAAUUACAGCUUGUAAACAAAUUGUUGAUUGUCUCGUGGAAAAUGUCUUGAGAAUUGAAGAAAAAAGUGUUGAAAAAUCAGAGAGUAGAACAGUAAGUCGUCUUGUUGGAUGCUUAUCAACUUUGCACUUAUUUAGCAAAAUCAAACCUGACCUAAUGGUGGAACAUGCAAAUACUUUACAGCCUUACCUUGACAUCAAAUGCAAUACUCAGGGAGACGUCAUGGUUCUUCAUUAUGUUGCACGGAUACUUGAACUUGUAAUACCUUUAUUGGAACAUCCCAGUGAAUCUUUCUUGGCCCAAGUUGAGGAAGAUUUAGUGAAGCUGAUUCUGAAACAUGGAAUGAUGGUUGUUCAGAGCUGUAUAAGCUGUUUAGGAGCUGUUGUAAAUGAUGUGAGCCACAACUAUGAACUAGUCAGAGAUUGUUUCAAAAAGUUUUAUGGUGUAUUAGCAAGACUUAUGUAUGAUCAUAAAGCAAAUAAAGAUUGUCCAACAUUGAAAACUAGGAAACCUACUCUUCUUCGAGCUCUUUUUACUGUGGGACUUCUAUGCAAACACUUUGAUUUUGAUUCCAAAGAUAUGGGAGAUGCUAAAGUCUGUAACAGAGAGACUGUCUUUGAUGUAUUUAUUUAUUUUGUGGGCCAUGAAGAUGAGGAUGUUCAAGUGAAGGCUUUAACUGCAAUAGGUUUCUUUGCAUGUCGGCACUACACAUUCAUGCUUGGGCCAGUAUUAAAAGAUUUAUAUACAAGACUUUUAACAGAUGACAAAGCUUCAGUGAAACUUCGAUGUCAGGUUUUAAGAAAUUUACAGGUUUAUUUAACAGAAGAAGAAUUGCAAAUGUCAAAAUCUGAUGCAGAAUGGAAGAAACAUUCCAAAACAGAAGAUCUGAAAGAAAUGGGUGAUGUUCAGUCAGGCAUGGCUAGUACUGUGAUGCAAGUGUAUUUAAAAGAGCUUUUGGAAGCCUUCUUUCAUGAAAAUUCUCAAGUGCGUCUCACAGCACUCAAUGUUGUCACUUUGGUUCUUAAACAAGGUUUAGUCCAUCCUGUUCAGUGUAUUCCUUAUUUAAUCAGCAUGGGAACUGAUACUGAACAAUCUAUAAGGGUGAAAGCAGAUCAACAACUUCAAGAAAUUGAGAAAAAAUAUCCUGGAUUUACUCAUAUGAAAGCACUUCAAGGAAUGAAAGCAUCCUACCGUCUUCAGAAAGUGUUUCACUCUACUAAUCCACUAGAACCAGUUAGAGGUCGUCGUUUCAAUGAUGAAAAUCAGCCACAAGCACUGAAUGCAUUCCUUUACUCUCUUUUGCGAUCUAAUAGAUCUCAUAGAAGAGGCUUGCUUACAUCUAUAAUCAAUCUUUUUGAUGAUUCAGCUAGAAUAUCCUUAGAAGAACAAGUGUACAUUGCUGACAAUUUAGGAUACUUUGCUUACCAGUGCCAGGAUGAACCAUUGUUUAUAAUACACCAAACUGAUAUCAUUGUGUCUGUGACUGGUUCUAAUUUAUUACAGUCAUUUAGAGAGAAUCUGCUACACAAUCAUGAAAAAGAAGAAAGAAAUGGUAGCAACAAUCCAGAAAAUUUACCUAAUGGUGAUGCAAAGGCUGUUGUAGAGGAUGAAGAUGAUGAUGAUGAUCCUGAAUCAUUAUUAAAAAAGCUUCCAGAAAAUAUCAAACCCCUUGAAGAUGUAAUGCUUUUAUCACAGGGGUGUAUACUUUUAUUGGUGCUAAAACAACAUCUUAAAGAGAUGUAUGGCCUUACAGAAGGCAAAAUUCACAGAUAUUCUCCGACAGAGGCAGCAAAAGUCUAUGAGAAACCUUUAAAUCGUAAAACGUUACCAAAUUUUGAACCUCAGCACACUUUAACUGUAUUAAAGUCAAUGUAUGAAGAGGACUCCAGAACAUUAGAAGAACGAAAACAAAAACUGGUUCAAGAUUAUCUUGAGUUUCGAGACUUAAUGAUGAGUAUUGAUCCCACUGAUGAAGAUGACAGCGGUGAUGAAGUGCGAAGUACAGGUCAUGCAACUCCUGGUACAACAAAGUCUCCUUCUCAUCAAAGUGAUCCUGGUGAUGGAGUUAGCAGAAAUGGAGAAGUACAUCAUACAGAUGGUGAUCCUGAGACUGAUCGGUUACAAGCAAGCUCUGGAAUGUCUGAAAAUCCCUCUUCAUCCUCAAAGUCUCCCAAAGCAUCAAAUUUUCCUCAUGAUCAUCAUCAUCACCACCAUCAUAAUGACAAAAAGAAAAAAAGUCAUUCUUCUCAUAGAACUCAUAAACUUUUGGCCUCAGGAGGUCACAAAACACCAACUGUGAAAAAGAAACGAAAGAAAAAGAAGCGGAUAGGAACUGAUGAUGAAGAUGACAGUGAAGAUGACCCAGACUUUAUUGGUUGAGUGAUGGUUACUAUUUAUAUGAAAGUUUGUUUUUCACAUUGUUGUUUAUUUGUUGUUCAUGCAACACUUGUACAUUGAGCAUUCCCUUACAACCAUGAGCUUAUAUAUUUCUUGUUGGAUUGCUUUGGAGAAAACUAGGCAGUUUAUGAAGUUAAUUCAUAAAUAGGCUAAUUGUGUAUUUAUGCAUCCAAAUGUUUGAUGCUUUAGUUAGAAAUAAAAUCAUUAAUUGAUACUGAAACAAUGUAAUGGCAGCUGUACAAUCUUAGAUCAUUUGAUUUGGUUAUGUAUGAGUGUAAUAUAGAAACAUAUUUGUUUUAAUACAGUUUCAGACAAAAA
Biomphalaria glabrata is the source of this 6797-nucleotide messenger RNA. RefSeq names its product nipped-B-like protein. The coding region runs from base 243 to 6461 and encodes 2072 amino acids. Gene Ontology annotation, cellular component: Scc2-Scc4 cohesin loading complex. The record is from RefSeq and is a predicted model, not a curated record. Gene Ontology annotation, molecular function: chromatin binding. The transcript is spliced from 48 exons. NCBI's taxonomy places the organism in Eukaryota, Metazoa, Mollusca, Gastropoda, Planorbidae. Gene Ontology annotation, biological process: establishment of protein localization to chromatin; regulation of gene expression; establishment of mitotic sister chromatid cohesion.